CGCUGCCCGCUGCUGUCCGCCGCAUCGCCGGCGCGUCUUCUGCCUCCACGGACCGGCCCGGCUUCGCUCCGGGCACAGCCGCAGGGGUGGAUACUCCGCCGAUAGACCCGUCGCACGCGAGGUCCGCUGCAUACUACAGCUCCAAGAUCGCGGGGCACCGAGGCAUGUUCUGCUAUCAUUGCCCGCCGUCGCUGCACCCUUCGAGCGCGCCACGGCUGCCAACCCUAGAUUACCCCUUCACGCCGACGCAUCCCUACACGAGCUACUCCUACCACCCCGCCAUCCACGAUGAUACGUUCGUCCGCCGCAAGCAGCGACGCAACAGGACCACCUUCACCUUGCAACAGCUGGAGGAACUGGAGAGCGCGUUCGCGCAGACGCACUACCCGGACGUCUUCACCCGCGAGGACCUCGCCAUGAAGAUCAACCUCACGGAGGCCCGAGUGCAGGUGUGGUUCCAGAACCGGCGCGCCAAGUGGAGGAAGGCGGAGCGCCUCAAGGAGGAACAGCGCAAGCGAGAGGAGCAGGAGAGGGGCAAGAGGGACCCCGACAAGGACGCCCUCGACGUCGACAAGGUGGAGUCCCGUGAGGGAGCGAGCCCUGUAGAGGACAUGGAGGCGGCGUCGACGUCUGCGCCAGUGGUGCACGCGGACACGAGCCGGUCGCCGCUGAGCUGCAGCGACGCUGGCGACGCCGACGUCGGCGCGUCAGGCGCUCCCGGCUCCGCGUCCGCUUCCGCCCCCGCGCCGGCGCAGCAGACGGAGGCGCCGCCCCCGCUGCCUCCCCUGCUGGCGGAGGCGUCAGCGGCGGGGGCGGCGGCGGGCGCAGAGGCCAACUCGCUGCCCGCGUCCUACAGUCCCAGCGUGUCGGCGCCCUCUUCGCCGGGGGCGGGCUCCGCCUCCGGAGCCGCGGCCGCCGCCGCCGCCUCCCUACGGCCCGCCGUGCUGCCCGCCUUCGGACACCACCUGUUCCCCGGCUUCUCGGACGCGUGA
This is a messenger RNA of Schistocerca cancellata (South American locust), 992 nucleotides long. Its product is annotated as paired mesoderm homeobox protein 2B-like. The transcript has 8 exons. Gene Ontology annotation, biological process: regulation of transcription by RNA polymerase II. The record is from RefSeq and is a predicted model, not a curated record. The coding region runs from base 165 to 992 and encodes 275 amino acids. Gene Ontology annotation, molecular function: RNA polymerase II transcription regulatory region sequence-specific DNA binding; DNA-binding transcription factor activity, RNA polymerase II-specific. Lineage: Eukaryota; Metazoa; Arthropoda; Insecta; Orthoptera; Acrididae.